This is a messenger RNA of Pseudomassariella vexata, 1608 nucleotides long. RefSeq lists its product as uncharacterized. The transcript has a single exon. Lineage: Eukaryota; Fungi; Ascomycota; Sordariomycetes; Amphisphaeriales; Pseudomassariaceae. Gene Ontology annotation, molecular function: protein binding. The record is from RefSeq and is a predicted model, not a curated record. The coding region runs from base 1 to 1608 and encodes 535 amino acids.
AUGGACAACCAACUUUGUCAGACCUUGGGCAACCUGAGGCUGGCAGAUGAUCAACCUGACUACCACGCUCGCAAAAAGAAUCUCUCUCGCCUGAUGAAGGAUCUAACCAGCAACGAAAUACGCCUUCUGAAGCAAAUCCUUUCUCAGGUCACCUUGCAAACCGACAUCAUCUCGCGACUGCCUCUUGAACUGGUCCUGUCGAUAUCAAACUACCUGGACCCAAGAGACAUCCUGACCUGCUUCGCUAUUUCCAAGACAUGGCGUGCCGGCUUCAAAAGUGAACAAGUCAUCUUCGCUCUUGCCGACAGGGUGUUUCCUUCACUUGUCUACAACGAGCCCAAUGCUGGAGAAACUCGGCUUCACUCUGAUUCGGUUGUCAAGGCACUCUGCACAUGGACGAAGAUAGCCGAGGGGAGAUACGGCAUCAAAGCCAUGACGAAAUAUCGUGGGGACGCAGAAACCUCCUUUGUUGCGGAUACUGAGGUUUAUUCCGCCACAGAACUCGAGUCCAUGUCGAAUCGCGCUCCUCUCCACGUAUCCGGAUCCCCUGACGGGGCUCUCGACUCAGUCAAGGCCCUCUAUGGCUAUGGUAAAAUAGCUUGGAGCACGACUACGGAUGGUGUUGUCGUCCUCGAUUGCCUACGAACCAGGUCACGCCAGAUCUUCGCUGCCUCCGGCAUGCGCCUAGCUGAUACGGGCCUCGUACCACUGGCCCUUGGAGACAAGCUCGUGGUCGCUGGCAUGUAUCACUAUUUGUGCGGAUGGGACAUCGAGACCGGCACGCAUAAACGUGUCACUCUCCCCUGUCAGCUUGAAGACGCCGCCACAAUCGGAUUCAAAGUCGUGGUUUGGAUGACGAACAAAGAGAUGCUGAUCUGGGAUUUUGGGCGCAGUUUACUGCCUGUCGCGUUGCCUGAAUCGCUGUUGACAACCUGUCUUGACAAUAUCCAGUGCCAGGUUCACCCAAACUCCAGCACGGUACUCUUGAAUGCUUUGGAUGCCAGUACUGCUGUGCAGGGUUCCCUUCGCUACACUCUCUACGAAUUCAGCGAUAGAAAGCUGGCCCAAACUUAUUGUUUUGAUCUCCCGCGCGAAGACCCGAAGGGUAAGCUACUUCGGGGCCAACCACUUGACCAUCUUGGGCACAAGUUUAUUCGUGCAGACUCUUACGGAUUAUUCACAAUGGGCGGCUUCAAAUAUUUUGUCGACCGGUCCGAGACGGGGUCUAUAUCCCGCUUCCUCAUCGUCCAGUUCAACGUCUACAAGAAGCGGUUUUCCCUUCAAUACUUUGACAUUCCGGAGAUCGGCGUAGGCACGUCCAACUUUUCCUGGCACGUCUGGAAUAAUCAACUGUUCGUCCAACCUGACCAUUUCGAGGAGAAUUCCGCCGGAUACGAACGCGCGCUGUCAACCAUAUACCAGUUCAAAUCUGAGACGAGCGCAACGGGAGGCGGACGGCCGGGUCAAGGGCGGGAAUGGCAGGAGCUUAGUCAGAAACCUCGAUCUGAAUACGUUUGUGUCCAUGGUGAUGACGACUUUUUGUUGUUGCUCGGGGACAGGGAAUACACGAGUUGGAGUUUCGCGUCGAACGAUCUCGACUCGGCUUAA